AUGAGCUCGCCACAUGUUAGCAACAAAGAGGAGCCUCCGAUCAAUUCACCGUUUGGAGAGUUUUCAUCAACACCCCAAAGAAUGAACUGCAUUGUCGAGGAAGAUCACACCAAGGAAGAACCGCGAGGGUCUGAUUCACAGUCUGAGACAGAAUGUCGCACACCGCAAAGGCCUCUAUCCUUUUAUUCAGUGGCCGAGGGGAACAAUUCUAGUAACAGUCUGAUCGCUAACCCAGCCUUCAGUUUUGGUGGAAACAACGUAUCCCAAGAGAGCAGAAGACACUCGCUUAAGUAUGUUCCAGGACCCAAACUCCCGCCGUUGUCCUCGCGCUCCAAAUCGCCCCCAAGACUGAACCGAUCGCCCUCUCCUGAGCGCACCAAGAGACGGCCCUCGCUGGUUCUCGACAAACCCUUCAAUUUCUCGUCUUCUACAUUGCAACCUCCAAACUCUGGCGGCUCUGCAUCAAGAACCUCAUUCCGGAAAGGUCAUCGAUAUAAGCAUUCUUCCGUGUCGAUGAAUUUUUUUCAAGAACCAGAAGUCAAAAUUCCCCUAAACAUCGCCAAGUCGCUUCCUAUUCCGGAUUUCGCGGAUCUUAGGACUAACAUUCCAUGGCCAAAUGGCUAUGUACAACUCACCUUAGUUGGUUUACAAGCUCUAACCUGCAUAAUUACAUUUCGUUUGGGCCAUUCUAAGUCCUGGAACAACUUCAUUACACUUUCGCAUUUCAUCCUUUAUGAUAUCAUAGGGUCCCUCGCCAUCAUUGUGGUCGAAAAUUUAUCACAAUUCCAAGUCUGGAACACAGGUACAAUAACUUUCCCAUUUGGUCUUAAUCGGAUGGAUUUGCUUCUUAGCUUUGCGCUGGCCAUAUCACUUUGCUUCAUGGGCCUAGAUCUAUUUUUCCACAUCCUUGAAGAAACUAUAGUACUGUUUGUAGAGACGGCUAACCAUGAACAGCACGAUGAGAUUGCACCCAAGAUACCCCAUUCUCAUCAUUCCUCUCCAUUUCUUCACACCGCGGCAGACUCUCAACUAUGGUACGGAAUUUUAUUACCAAACUUUGCAUUGUCUUUGCUUACACUCUUCAAGACAUUUCAUUCCAGUCCGCACACUAAGUUCAAAACCAAGAAUCCAAUCAUUACUUGCAGUUAUAUUGCCUACCUCGCACUGUAUCCGUGGAUUUCCCAGAUUACAAGCUCAUCUGAUUACUUUGCAACCGGGUUGUUGUCGAUCUUUAUUAUAACGUACGGCUGGAAAAUCGCAAAAUGGACUUCAACUGUGUUACUUAUGGGGUUUUCUACGGAAUCUCUGAAUGGGCUCAUGCUCAACACGGUUGCGCAAAGCAGUAACGACAAACCUCCUAGAAAUGCCCUCUUGAGAUCAAAGAGUACUUUACCAAUAGCAGUGGUGAAUGAUGACAGCCAAAUGGAGACAUCGGAAAACAAAAAAUGUGAUCCCAGUUAUGUCAAGACCAGGAUUAAGGAGUCCAUUGAAGAACUUGUUCUGUUUCGCGCUAACUGUCAACUCUCUUAUGAAGAUUUGACGAUCAUCAAAGUAAACUUUGAGCAAUAUGUUGUGCUUAUGAGAAUUCGCAUUUCUGGCGGCUCCAACGAUGACGAAUUGAAUCUGCGAACUAUAGUAGAUAAAUGCGUUCGAAAGACCCUCAAAAAAGUAGAGACCACUAUUGACAUAGAUAGACUAUAA
Molecule: messenger RNA, 1701 nt
Organism: Lachancea nothofagi CBS 11611
Lineage: Eukaryota; Fungi; Ascomycota; Saccharomycetes; Saccharomycetales; Saccharomycetaceae
Source: the annotation of a GenBank genome assembly